Messenger RNA from Hyaloperonospora brassicae, 1425 nucleotides. Lineage: Eukaryota; Oomycota; Peronosporomycetes; Peronosporales; Peronosporaceae. The record is from the annotation of a GenBank genome assembly.
AUGGACGCCGUCGAGCUCCUGGGCCGCGGCCUCGCGCUCGAGGGCACGACCGUCACGGUCCAGGGCUGGGCCAAGACGCUGCGCGAGGCCGGGGCCGGCGCCUUUGCGUUCCUCGAGCUCAACGACGGCUCGUGCUGCGCCGGCGUCCAGUGCGUGAUCCACAGGGACGAGACAACAGGCUUUGCCGACGCGCUGGCGUCGGGCGGAGUGGGCGCGAGUUUCCGAGUCAAGGGCACUGUCGUCAAGUCGCCGGCCAAGGGACAAGAGGUGGAGCUCAAGGCGCUCGACGUGACAGUGUACGGCGGCAUUCCCGACAGCGCCACGUACCCCAUGAGCAAGAAACGCCACACGCUCGAGCACCUUCGGGCGCACGCGCACUUGCGGCCGCGCUCCAACAUUCACGGGGCAGCGAUGCGCGUGCGCCACGCGCUGGCGUUCGCCACGCACGAGUUUUUCAACCAGCGCGGCUUUUUGUACGUCCAUACGCCGAUCAUCACCGAGUCGGACUGCGAAGGCGCCGGUGAGAUGUUUAGCGUGACGACGCUGCUGAGUCAGCACCCAGACGGGCAGCUGCCGGUCACGAAGGACAAGACGAUUGACUACGGCAAGGACUUUUUCGACCGGCCGGCGUACCUCAGUGUGUCGGGUCAAUUGAACGUCGAGACGCACAGCUGCGCGCUCUCGGACGUGUACACGUUUGGCCCGACGUUCCGUGCCGAGAACUCGAACACGUCUCGUCACUUGGCCGAGUUUUGGAUGAUUGAGCCCGAGAUUGCGUUCGCCGACUUGCAAGACGACAUGGACUUGGCGGAAGACUACCUCAAACACUGCGUGCAGUACGCACUGGACCAUUGCGCCGAAGACCUCGCGUUUUUUAACAAGAACGUUGAGAAGGGGCUGCUGGAGCGACUGACGGCGACGGUCGAGUCGCCGUUUGUGCGCAUCUCGUACACGGACGCCGUGGAGCUGCUUCUGAAGCCCGAGCACUUGGAAAAGGGCAAGUUCUCGGUCAAACCUGUCUGGGGAACUGAUUUUGGCUCGGAGCACGAACGCUACUUGACGGAAGUCGUGUACAAGAAGCCCGUGGUGAUUUAUGACUACCCGAAAGAGUUCAAGAGCUUUUACAUGCGUCUGAACGACGAUGGCAAGACGGUUGCUGCCGCGGACGUGCUGGUGCCCAAUGUCGGCGAGAUCAUUGGUGGGUCGGCCCGUGAAGAGCGUCUGGACGUGCUGGAGGCUCGCAUGCGCGAGUCGGGUGCCAACCCGGAAGACUACAAGUGGUACUUGGACCUGCGCAAGUACGGCUCGGUCCCGCACGCUGGUUUCGGUCUCGGCUUCGAGCGUCUCAUUCGUUACGUGACUGGCAUUGAGAACAUCCGUGACGUGAUUCCGUUUCCACGAUGGCCGGGCAAUGCCUCUUUCUGA